CGGCGCCCGCAGCACCUGCCGGCCAGCGCGAGGGCGGCGGGCGGGGAGGACCGAGGGCGGCAUGGCCCCGUAGAGUCGGUGCAGAGUUCAUUCCCGGGCAGGGCAGGGCAGGGCAGGGCUGGGGCCGAAGGUCCCGGCCCCGCGUCCGCGCGAUCUGCGGCAGCAUGAAAAAGAACCAGACUGUGCAAGGGACCUUCAGCAAACUCUUCGGCAAGAAGCAUGCCAACCCCAACGCCACCUCCCUCUACGCCACCAACCCCCCCUGGAUUUUCACGCAAGAGGCUCCGGAGGAAGGGCCCAGGGGUUUCGAUGGAAUCUACUAUGGAGAGAACCAGUUUAAUACAGUGAGUGAGUCGGGAACAGCCACACUGAAAGCUCGGCCCAGAGUCCGGCCCCUGCUGACUUUCCUUCCUCUGAAUGUCCAGGAGAACCAUGGGCUGGCUGUACCCACCCCCUGUGUCCCAGAAGACUUUGCUAACAAAGGAGUGACAGGUUCCAGCAUGCUGGUCAAUGGCAACCUCCGACUGUACAGCUCUGUGGGUGACCUGAGGCCUGGACACUAUGGCCAGGACCCACUCAUCCCCCCUCCUCCCCCGGGCCCAGCCCCAGGGCCACCCCCAGACAUGUCCCAACCUCAAGGGGAGUCACCACCUCCACCACCCCCACCUUUUGCACCUCCCCCUCCACCCCCCCUGCUACUGGAACCCCCACCCCCACCCAACAUAGCCCCACCUCCACCCCCGCCAUUGGGGGCCCUCUCUCCCCCACCUGCCCUUCCCUCCCCAUCCACACCUACCCCUCCUGACUUUAUUCCUCCUGCCCCACCCUUGGUCACUCUGGCCCCACCCCCGCCCCCUUUGCCAGUCCCAGCCCCUCCAGCUCCCUUGUCUCUUCAUCUCUUUCCCCCGGGAGGUGUCACCAAGUGGAAAUCAGAGGUUGCACUGAACAGUAGGCAGCCAGAGACCCCCAGAACCAGCCCCCCCAAGAGCCCAGCUGAGCCGAAAGGGAGUCCUCUGGGACCUAAGCCAGAGCCCCACCUUACCUUCCCUCGCUCAUUCAAGGUGCCUCCCCCAACCCCAGUCAGGACUUCCUCCAUCCCCAUUCCAGAAACACCUGGGGCUCCUCCAGAAGAUGGGCUGAUGAAAAAGGGCCACAGUCGACUCCCGCUCCCUCCCAGCUUCCAUAUCCGCCCUGCAUCUCAGGUCUACCCAGACAGUGCCCCUGAGUCAGAGAGUCCUGGGGGGCUCAGGACUGCAGCUCCAGCUAGCCCCAGGCUGGGGCCAUCCCUGUCCAGCACACAAGAGCAAGCUGAGACUCCACCUCCAGCCCCUCCUCUGCCCCCUCAUGCACCUCCUCUUCCCCCACCACCACCCCCUCAACCCCCUCCUGCCCCUCCUUUGCCUCCCAAUGAGAAGCCAACCCCUCCACCUACUGGAUUUACAAAAAAACCCAAAAACAGCUUUCCUGCACCUCAAUCCAAACCUAGCCCCCCCUCUCCAGAGGACACAGGCUCUUCAGAGCCCAUGGACUUGUGGGACCCCCGUCAGAUGGAUAAGCUGCGCAGUGAGCUGGCAGCCUACCUCUGCGGCUCCAGGAGAGAGGACCGACUGGUUAGUCAGAAGGCAGGGCCGAACACGGCCUCUAAGGAAAAGGAGGGCAAGAAGUGCCCCAGCCCACCAGAAAAGGAGGGUCUCCCAAGUCUGCCGGAGAAGGAGACACCCCCAGCUGUUCCUGAGAAGAGUCUUUGCCACCUGCCAGAGAGGGAGGCCACCACUAGCCUGACCCUCCCACCUGUAGACUACAUCCCCCAAGAAGCCUCCACUACCAGUGUCCGGCAGAUCCGAAAUGAACUGGAGGCUCGGAUCUCCUCUUCAGCAGACAAAGAGAACAAGCCUAGUAUCCGAUUUUUGCCCCCCAAACCUCGGCUGGAAGGGGGAAGAUUCUUUGAAAGCAAGGCUGAGAAUGGCAAGUUCUCCAAGCCCUGGACCAAGAAUCUGACGCCUCUAUCUACUGCCCCCCUGCCAACCUCAGCAUUCCAGACUAAGGCCACCCCUGGGCCGGCCACACCACCCAAGGCCACCUCUGGGCCAGCCUUGCCACCUAAAGCUACGCCUGCACCUGCUCUACCGUCAUCAAGCACAGCUCUGCCCACCGCAUCAUCCCAAAGGACAACAGAGAAGAACGUGGGCCCAAGUGGGCAGUGGGAGAAGACAGAACCUCAGGUACUUGCAGCAUCCUCCCAGCCAGAGGCAGAAGGGCGCCCCUCGGAAGCCAGUAAGCCCUCUCCACCCAGAGCCCUGUCUUCUCCAGCCCUCCCGCCAAAGACAGGAGCCCCAGGCCCAGGUCGGGAAGAGAUGACCUGCAUCUACCAGCCCCAUCGCAGCCUGAAUAACCCCAGCCGUGAGGUGGCGGUGGUGACGCCCACGGUGGCCAGAGAGACUGCAGGAACAGGGGGGCCUGUGGAAGUGAAGGAACCCCAGGAGCUGCCAGCCAAGCCCCCAGCUGCAGCCCCGCCUGCAGAGGAGCUUCUCAGGCACCCGGUGACGGGGGAGGUGGUGGAGCGGGGCUCCCCUAUGGCUCUGCUCCUUGCAGCCAGGCAGAGGGCUCAGAAGGGAAGGCUUGGGAGCGCAGGCCUGGGCCGGUCCUCCCUGCCAGGGAGUCUCCGUGGUCACAGCGGUCACGGCAGCCAGCCAGAGGCCGGCUCUGACAGCAUUUUCUACAACCACGGCCGGCCCAACUCCUUCACUGUGGUCCCCAAGCUCCCCAAGGAGGAGGUGCAGGACCCCGCGCUGGGCCUGUCAGCACAGCCCAGCACCCCGGCCCAGUGGAAGCCCCAGCCACCGGGGGACCCCGAGGGCCCGGAGUCCAGCCGAGCGCGCAACGGGACAAAGGCGGAGCCCCAGGUCCCGGGGGCCUGGGAGAGACCAGCUCGCUGCAGCCUCGCCCGGGGCCGCGCGCCGCCCAGGUCCUUCUCCUCCCCUCCGUCCCCGUCCUACAAGCGGGAGGAUGAGGACGAGGACGACAAAGAGUUCAGCUUCGAGCUCAUCCCCCCGCCGCCGGAGUUCAGCAGCGACCCCGAGCCCCCGGCACCGGCACCGGCACCGGCCGCCCACUACCGGGGCCGACGUUGCUCCCCGCCCAGGAACAGCCCCUCGGACUUGGGGCUGCCGCCGGUGGGCUCACGAGCACCGCCUCGCGGCUCCUCGCGGCUCCCGGCGGCGGCGAGCGCGCUGUACGGCCGCGCGGGGGCCCCGGAGCGCCGCUCGGGCGGGGGCGGCUCGCUCAUCAAGAAGCGUCUGUACGUCGGGGAGCACCCCCGCGGCCCCGGGCUGCCCCGCGGCGGCCCGGGCCGCAGCCUGAGCACCCCCAGCUGCUUCGGGCCGCCGCCCGGAGGCCCCGACAUGCGCCGCGUCAACUCGGCCGGCCGCGCCGCCCCCGGGGGUCUGCACACGCGCAGGACCUCGCUGGAGGGCGCCGCCCGCGGAGACACCAAGGUCAAGGCGGCGGCCGGCGACUACGGCUUCGCCCCCGCGGCCGCCAGGUCUCCCCACUAUGGAAACACUGUCAACACGUUCACUGUGAGGCCAGGGACCCGGCAUCCUAUCUCCUACGCCUACUCGGGGGCCCAUCGGAAAGCCACAUCCUAAGUCCUGGCCCUCUGAGCUGUAUUCCAAGGGGGUCCAAUCAGGGCACUUGUUUUUGUGGGGGUAGGAGGGAUGUAACAGUUGUGAGGCAGCCUGACACAGACACAAGGAGUGUUGUUUCCUGAACACAAGUGGAUGGAAAGAUGGACAAGUGAGAAGCAACGUCCCCUGAGAAGAUCAACAUGCACUUCUGCUUCCCAAAGCGCUGAUCUGGCUGUGGACCAUCAACAGAUGGGAGUGGGAAGGGGAAGGAAGGAGAAGAGGAGAUGCCUUUAAGGACACAGAGCCUGAGUUCCCGCUAUCUGGUACUAUUUGCUUUAGCAGGGCUUAUUUAAAGUGGUUUUACAAGCAUGGCCUACUGAGCAGGUUCUAAAAGUAAAAGGUAGGGCAGUAAUGGGACCAUAUCAGGUUGGAUGUGAUUGCCUGCCAGGCCCACACCAAGGCCUAAAGCCCAGCCCUGUCUGGGUUAGGUAUAGCAUGCUAGAGGCUGAUUUCUAUAGCCUCUUACCAGUCUGUCAUUUGCUGCCCCAAAAGUGAUAACUUGGAAUUCCUAGCAUAGAAACCACACUGAGGUGGGACCAGGAGUGGACAUACACAACACUUGGAGAAGAUACAGGAACAGAGUGCUUUGCACUAGCUAGGGGUAGGGGGAACUGAUGGUUCAUUUCACCCUGGCCUUGGCCCUGACUAAAGGGAGGCAUGAAAGGAAGAGAAGUGGCAACUUUGGGGUGGGAGAGAGAAUACUCAGGUUCAUUUUUUCUACUCAGACCCAGGUUGCCAUGAUUUGGGGGACUGGACCCAAGGAACCAGAAAGCCUGGGUCUUACAGCUGGUCGGGAACAGACAGGAAGCAGUUCUCUUUGGGGACGGGAAGAUAGACCCUUCUGCUCUGUGGUAAUAGCCAAAAGCCUUACAUGGCCAGGUUCAUUAAGACCUGCACCCCUCCGUAUCCUUUCUCACCACUUCUCCCAAGCCUAAUAAUACAAGCUCCCAAUACUGUUGAGACGUUAAAAUGGAUAGUCAAGAUGCCAAGAAGCCUUGAAAAGUUGAUAAAAAGAUGAGUAGAGGUCAAAGAAGAGUUUGUUGUUCAUAGGGAGUGUAUUUUAGAAAGUCGGGGUGGAGGGACUGAGCCAGUUCAAAACAGAGGCCCUAUCAGCAGGGUAACAAUUCAUCCUUUUGCCUGGGUAGUCUGGGGUUAUGCCUGUUCUCCAGCGAAUUAGAUGCCCCCCCCCUUCUGUUUUUAAAAAGGAAGUGUUGCUUUGGAUCAGACAUAGCCUCCAGAUAUCAGGAAGCAGUAUUCCUUGGUCUGUUCCCUGACUUUAGUUCCUGUAGGGCUGAAUUUCUAGGACCAGGCUAAGGCAAGAAGGAAAGCUAGAGAGGGUCCAGCCCACUCAGAUAAUGGAUUUUUUUUUCUUUUUUUUCAGAUAGAGUGAGAGAGGCAGACAGAGAGGAAAAGAAACCAUAGCACUGAAGCUUCCUGAAUUCAGUGCAGUAGGGGCCAGGUUCAAACUGGGGGCAAGCACAUGGCAAAUGAGCUGUUUUGCUGACCCAGAUGAUAGACCCUUAUGGUGUGUGGAAGUAGUUAAGGCAGUGGGUUAUGAGAAUGGCAGGUGAGCCACUUCAGGCAGAGUGGAAGCAUGGCAGCCCUCCCAAUGGAUCUGGAGCUGGCUCUGUGUUCAAGAAGCAAACCCCAACCCAAUGCCAACACUGACUCUCUUCUGUGGUAAUAGCCAAAAGCCCUAUAUGGCCAGGUUCAUUUUGAGACCUGGCCCCCUAUGUGUCCUUUUUCACCACUUCUCCCAAUCCCAAUAAUACAAGUCCCCAAUACGGUUGAGACCAGUGCCUGCACUGACUCUGUAUAUGUAUGUGUGUGUGCCCUAUUUUAUAAAGAUUCCAUAAACUCAUCUGCUUUGUUAAGGUUGGGGAGGAGGAGUGUAGACUGUGUACUUAGCUGUGUACUGCUCUGGGCUGGGCUGGGCAGGGAAGGACUGGCUCUCACUUGGUUUGGGAAAUAAACAGGCCAGUUUGGACUGGCCUCUGGCUUGGUG
Erinaceus europaeus (western European hedgehog) is the source of this 5691-nucleotide messenger RNA. RefSeq names its product chromosome 4 C6orf132 homolog (gene C4H6orf132). The coding region runs from base 165 to 3647 and encodes 1160 amino acids. The record is from RefSeq and is a predicted model, not a curated record. The transcript has 5 exons. Lineage: Eukaryota; Metazoa; Chordata; Mammalia; Eulipotyphla; Erinaceidae.